UGUUGGGGAUUCAGUUGUCGAUCUGCAGUCCUGUCCGAUUGGUACUUGGAUACGCGGAUAGGGACCUGGAAUUUCACGUCCUCCGGAAUUCUGUUCGACUGUCACGGGGGUGGACGCCACUCGUUCAGUUGGGGCCGUGCAUUCGUAAUUCUGUUCAGCGAUCCCUCCCCGGCAGGCCCAUGGUUAAGUAGAGUCAGAACUCGACAUUCUGGCCAAUAGGUUGAAUGCCGAGAUUGGUGUGUAAUGUUAAAUAACCCAUGGGUGGAUUUCGCGCGUAGUCACCUCCUUGUGAUUGGACUGCACAGUGGGACACCGUGGAGCAUCGAUGGAUAUCGUUGGACAUCACGAAAAUUUCAGUAGCAAACGUCGAUACAGAGGGAAAGCAACGAGAAAAAAAAUAUUGCCGCGAUAAAGGAAACUAUGCUUCAAGAAAUUAAAGAUAAUUCAAAUGCUGAAUUAUAAUUGCAAUGUAGCCGAUGUCGCAACAUGGAACAAAUCAACUAAUAGUCGAAGCUGUGCAAUUAUAUUUGCUCAUUUUAAUUUAUCUAUUAUAAGAAAUAUAUAUCAUAUAGUAGUUGGUAUUCGAUUAUUUUAUCACUAAAAUUAGGAUAUUUCCUAGACAGAAUAAGUACAAAAAUAUUAUUGUUUCUAUGUCAGAAUAUUUAAAAUGAAUUCGUUACAUUUAAACAUGUAACAAGGAGAAUUAGAAGUGUUUAUGUAUUGAAAUAAUGUCGACUGUAUGUAAAGGGGAAGUAGUCCCAGAAGUAGCCAGUAUGGUUGUGGCAGUCGUGUAAAUCGAACAGAUAAUUACGAAAUCUGCAAAUCGCGAGAUUCAGUGUAAGGAUUUCUUUCAAUUGUUCUCUCUUUGCCAUAGAUAAUUACCAAUGACCUUUCGUGCAGUUUUUAAAUAAUUAUGUUUGAACUGGGUUCUACGAAUUGAAUUAUUGAAAAUCUAUCGUGAUUAUAUUAUUGCGUGAAAGUACUUAUUUCUGGCAGCAUGUCCCAGCGUUCAACGAUUCGCAGGAGAUCGUUUGAGAGCGAAAAUAUAUAUUCUGCCCCAUCAUCGGUGGUAAGAGAAUCUCCUAUUCCCAUCGACCCAGUAUGGCGGCAAUGCUUAGCAGCUGGUAUUGCUACGCUAACCAUGGUCAUAGUCGGUACAGUCUACGGAUGGACAAAGACUUCACUUGACCAUCUAACAUCUGGGACCACUGACAUGCCGCUAACGUUAACACACGACGAAUAUUCAUGGAUCGUUUCUUUGACAGUACCUGGUUCGAUAAUCGGUUCACUUGUGGGUGCCCUGUUGGCCGAUCGCUGCGGUCGUAAAUGUUGCCUCCUUUUAUGCUGUACAAUUUUCACCUUAGGCUGGUUCAUCAUCUACUAUGCAACUACGGUGUCAAGUCUAUACCUUGCUCGGGUGAUUCACGGUAUAGGCGUUGGUAUUGCCUACACGAUAAAUCCCAUGUUCGUGUCAGAAAUCGCCGACAUCCACAUCAGAGGCGUACUAGGUUCUCUAAUCUCAGUGAACGUAUAUGCCGGGUCGAUGUUAACCUGCGUCCUAGGAGUCUGGCUGACGUAUGAGUCACUCCUGUUGGUUCUUGCAAUAGGAUCCUUUAUAUGCAUCUUGCUGAACACAUAUUAUCCUGAAACUCCAUAUUUCUUGGUGACAAAAGGUAAAAUGAAGCAAGCAGACAAGUCGAUAGCAUAUUACAAAGGCAUCGUAGAUCCCCAAAUAGCGGAUAUCGAACUACGUACUCUACGCGCACAAGCCAGAUAUGACUUUUACCCACAAUCCAGGUAUGCAUUACAAGAACAAUCCAGUAGUGCUUUACAGUCAGAAUCCGUGUUCACAGUACACUCAGAAUUCAUAAGGGAAGAACACCCGCAACCCACAGGUGAAGUACGCUUACAACCCUCGCGCGAAUUACACUCUCAAUCCACAAGCGAAAUACACCGGCCAUCCACAAGCGAAAUACACCGGCCAUCCACAAGCGAAAUACACCGGCCAUCCACAAGCGAAAUAUACCGACCAUCCACAAGCGAAAUACACCUAGAACCCACAAGCGAGAUGUACCGACAAUCCACAAGCCAGGUACAGCCAGAACCCAGAAGCGAAAUGCAAGAACCAUCCACAAGUCAAAUACAUCGACCAUCUACAAGCCAAACGUACCGACCAUCCUUAAUUGAAGUGCACCGACCACCUACAAGCCAAAUAUACCGACCACCUACAAGCCAAAUACACCGGCCAUCCACAAGCGAAAUACACCGGCCAUCCACAAGCGAAAUACACCGACCUUCCUUAAGCGAAGCGCUCCGGUCAUCCACAAGCGAAAUACACCGGCCAUCCACAAGCGAAAUACACCGAUCUUCCUUAAGCGAAGCGCUCCGGUCAUCCACAAGCGAAAUACACCCGGAACCCACAAGCGAAAUACACGCACCAACGAGAAGCCAAUUACACUUACGAUCCACAAGGAAUUUGACCACACAAGCCUCUGUACGUUCACGAGGAUCGACGGACAUACAUGAGACAGAUAUGGAUGAAAGUAAAUAUUCCUCUUUAACCAAGCUGGAAUUAAUACUACAACGAAGCAGCCGGAAAGCUUUGCUUAUCAUGCUUGGCUUGACUAUGAUACAACAUCUUACCGGAAACCCCAAGGCUACGCAGUAUCUGGAGACGUUGCUUAGCCAAAAAAGUAUCGUUAUCCAUCCAUACGGAGCGACGUUGGUCCAGAUUGUCUGCCUUAUAUCUGGCGCUUUUACCCUCUCAACAGUGGAAUUCGUUGGAAGAAGAAGACUUCUGUUUCUGUCUACGACUGGGUCGUGUCUUACAUUGCUGAUUCUAGAAGUUUAUCAAUUGUUAGCUGAACAUAAGUAUGACGAAUCCGACGUCUCUGCUCUUCCAGUUGUCGACUUAAUUAUAAAUCAAAUAGUGUUUCAAAUUGGUUUAGGCACGAUACCCAAUGUUCUCCUAUGCGAGUUAUUUCCUACGAAAAUAACGGGGGUUGUUGCUGCCAUCAUUCUGAUUUUCAAUUGUAUAGUUGGUUUUAUCAUGCCGAAACUGUAUAAAGUGAUGACCGAUGAUAUAGGAUUGGAGUUGAAUUACCAUAUCAUCGUGCUAUCAUGCUUCUUUGCAUUUAUGUUGGUAGAAUUAUGGAUACCGGAAACAAAAGGAAAAACAUUUCAGGAGAUUGAAGCGCUUCUACUUGGUAGAAAGUUGAAUUCUUCGAGAGUAGAAGUUAGAUCCGAUGAUGAAAUGGAUACUCAUAAUAUAUGACAGGAGAAAUUGCAUCGUACACCCGUGGCAUGGUGUUUACUUACUCAGAAUAGUUUAUUUCUUAUUUUUACUAGUAUAACGAUAAAGAUCUACAAUUUUAUUACGAUAUGCAAUUUUUGUAGUAACGUAGUUUUCUUCGUUUGUACGUGUAAUUUUAGAUAUGUGUCUACUAAAGGUAAUGGAGAUUUACAAACAUAUGUAUCGUAUAAACUGACUUGCAUUGAACUGAGAGGAAUACAUGUUCUCAAACUAAACUUUUUAUCCAUUUCAUAACUCGACAAUGCAACAAUAUCAAUUAAGUCGAGAUAAUUGAACAACAGUUUGCAAAAGUAUGAAAAGUAAUAUAUUAAAGAAUGACAAGGUAACAUAAUACUGACAAGAACAAUUUUUUAUAUCUCAGCUGCUAUCUAUACCAUUAUUUUUUGUUUCCAAUAUAUAACAUAUGUGUAUCACAUAUACACAUGUUAAUAUUGUUAAGGUAAACAACAUGUAUGUUGAAAAAGUCAGUAUUUAUGUUAAAAAUAAUGUAAUAUAAUUAAUAUAACACAUUGCUAAUAAGUACAUAUGUUGCAAUGUGUUUGUCAAUGAUAAGCAUAUGUCUUUACAUAUAUAAAAAUAUAUGUGUAAGACACGGAUUUUUCGGUGUUAUAUUAUAAUUAUUACUGAAAAAUAUUUGAAUAUGUUAGUUCGAAUAUUAUUGUAAUUACUGUACCAUAAUACAGUAAUAAAUAUCUAGCCUUGUCUAGCAGAAAUUCUAUCAAACUGUUGAAUGUUAUAUUCGGUAAAUUACGACUAUAAUAAUAGUGUUCACUUCAGAAAUUUAUAAUAUUUCCUACUUUUAAAACACUAUAAUUAUUAAAUAGCGAAAAUUUAAAUAUCGAUAAUUUUAUAAAGCCGUGUCUAUUAACAAUUAUGUAUUUAUUGCAUAUAUUUAAAACAAAUAUUUUAUUAAAAAGCUACAAGAAACAUGGAUUUACUAUCUAUAUAUAAAGGCACAAACAAGAUUUUAAAUGUUCUAUUUUAAGUUUUAUUCCAGACGACUUUAUUACAGAUACCCCUAGUGAAAAUUAAUUAAAGGAGUCCGAAUGAAGAUGAGUCAACUGUAAUACCAAAUACUGCUAACGUCCUAAACCUACGUCAUGCUAAAUCAGUAACGUCGAGAACAAUAUAAAUAUGGUAAGAAAACCACCAAGUUUACUCGGUAAAGCACUCUGAAUAGCGACCUUCUCUUCCACGGUACCAUCGCCCCUCCACUUUACCAAUGUAAUACUAAUUUUGUAUAAAAGAAUUCGGACAAAUUUUUUUCCCCAUUCAUUUGCAAAAUAUUAGUUCUUUGAUCGUUAUGGAAAACAAACAACAAAAACAGCUGUAAGAAGGACCGAAGCGUAAAUUUACAACUGAAUGUAAAGUUCUAGUUAAAUCAAAAACUAAAUCGCAUUAAUAUUAUAAUUCUCUGUGAGAUGGUAAUUCGUACAUGUAUCGAUAUUUCAAACAUUCACUAUAAUAAAAACGCGACUAGAUGUGACAUUGUAUGGGACUCUGUCGCGUGUUCUGAAACGCAACUAUCGAAAAAUAUCAGUGCUUUUAAUGUUCUCUACAAUUAAUAACGUUGCGUCGCGACGAAUGUAAUUAUCUGAAAAGUGUACUCGCUAUAUUUCCAUUAUGUGAUCGUUUGAAUGUGCUAUGUUUUAUAUACUUGGAAUUUAAUUGUGAAAAUUUAUAAAUGGUUAUACAUUAUUCCGAUGGAUUGCAACAUUUAAAAAUCUAAAAAAUUAAAAUAAUAAAUUAAUUAUUCUGAUAA
Bombus terrestris (buff-tailed bumblebee) is the source of this 5075-nucleotide messenger RNA. RefSeq names its product sugar transporter ERD6-like 6. The record is from RefSeq and is a predicted model, not a curated record. Gene Ontology annotation, cellular component: membrane. NCBI's taxonomy places the organism in Eukaryota, Metazoa, Arthropoda, Insecta, Hymenoptera, Apidae. Gene Ontology annotation, molecular function: transmembrane transporter activity. The coding region runs from base 998 to 3274 and encodes 758 amino acids. Gene Ontology annotation, biological process: transmembrane transport. The transcript is spliced from 4 exons.